ACAGAGGAAUGAAAAACAAUACCUCGAGGAAGCUUUUUCCACUUCAUAAUUUAACCAAACCGCAUUUCUCUGCUUACAGUGACAUUUUAUAUUUCUCUGCUUCCAUCAAUCCAAAAGGGGUUUCUUCUUUUUCUUUAUUCUCGUCUCGUUCAUCUUCAUAAACAUUUCAUCGUUUUUUGGAUGUGAUAUCACCUAGCUUUCCUUGUUUGAGAUUUGUUCAUGUCUAUAUUGUUAGAGCUUAUCAUCUGAGAUUCCUUCUAUGGAAAACUCUGAUAACAACUUCUCUAGUGGUGGUCUUAACUUGAAAGCUACCGAGUUGAGACUCGGGUUACCUGGCUCUGAGUCACCGGAGAGGGAGAAUGAAAACUCACAGCUGAGUAUUGGUUUAAACAAUAACAAUAACAACAUCAACGGCAGCAGUAGUAAUAGUAAGUGCUUUGUGUCAGGUGCUAAAAGGGGUUUCUCUGUUGCCAUUCAUGGUGGUUCCGGCAACUGGUUCUCUGGCAGUGCUGGAUCUGAGCCUGAUUUUUCUCCCAGAGGAGCUAAUGCUGGAAAAGUGAUUGCUGGGUCGGAUUCUGGUCCGGUUGUCAAAGAAGGUGUGCCCCAGUCUCCGAAAACAGUCGCGCAGGAUAAGAAGAAUCAAAUUACUGGAGUUAAUGGCCAUGGAAUCGCUCCUGCUUCUAAAGCUCAAGUUGUGGGAUGGCCACCAAUCCGUUCCUUCCGAAAGAACACAAUGGCUUCUCAUCCUCCAAAGAAUGAUGAUGAUGCAGAAGCCAAGUUGGGAUCAGGAUGUCUGUAUAUUAAGGUCAGUAUGGAUGGUGCUCCUUAUCUGAGGAAAGUUGAUCUCAAAACCUAUGGCAGCUAUACGGAUCUUUCUUCAGCACUGGAAAAAAUGUUCAGCUGCUUCACCAUUGGUCAGUGUGGUUCUCAUGGAGUUCCCAGCCGAGAUGGAUUGAGUGAGAGGCGAAUAAUUGAUCUCCUGCACAGUUCUGAAUAUGUGCUCACCUAUGAAGACAAAGAUGGCGAUUGGAUGCUUGUCGGUGAUGUUCCUUGGAAGAUGUUCACUGACACUUGUAGGAGGCUGAGGAUCAUGAAAAGUUCAGAGGCAAUUGGCCUAGCCCCCAAGAGCCAUGGAGAAGCGCAAAAGUCGUAACUAGUGAGGUAUUGUCACUAUAGAUGGAUAGUAUCCUCUCCAGGCAUAUGAUCACAGAUGCUUCUGCUACUUGAUUGUCGAAAGCCUUUCAUGGGUCUCAAAAUUGAGUCCUUCAUUUCCGAUUUAUGUAUGUUUCUAGAUAUUGUAUUAGGACUUGGUUGUACUAAAAACAAUCUCUUUCCAGUAGGCAAGAUAAAAUGUUGUGAACACUCAGGUGUUAUAGGUUUUGUGUUCUCCCCCAGGUUUCUUAUGUAAUCUGAUUUCUGGAUGAUCAAGGCUACAAAUAUUGUCUGAAUAUUGUUUGUUCUCUACCCCCCUGUAAUUGAUUGUUUGAUGUAUAUGAUUGAUUGCAAGUUGCAAGAUUGUGGAUGGAAA
Messenger RNA from Jatropha curcas, 1528 nucleotides. Its product is annotated as auxin-responsive protein IAA27. NCBI's taxonomy places the organism in Eukaryota, Viridiplantae, Streptophyta, Magnoliopsida, Malpighiales, Euphorbiaceae. Gene Ontology annotation, biological process: regulation of DNA-templated transcription. The record is from RefSeq and is a predicted model, not a curated record. Gene Ontology annotation, cellular component: nucleus.